Lotus japonicus is the source of this 1568-nucleotide messenger RNA. Its product is annotated as oxoglutarate-dependent flavonoid 7-O-demethylase 1-like. The coding region runs from base 107 to 1183 and encodes 358 amino acids. Lineage: Eukaryota; Viridiplantae; Streptophyta; Magnoliopsida; Fabales; Fabaceae. The transcript has 4 exons. The record is from RefSeq and is a predicted model, not a curated record.
AACAUGGAAUAUUAGCGUGUGUGUUACCUUCUUCAUCAAUUCCAGUUAUAUAUAUAGAACCAAAUGAUAUGCUUAAUUAAAGGAUCCAUUUUACUCAGCUGAAGCCAUGGAUGUGACUUCUCUUCCAGUGCCCUUAGUUCAAGAACUAGCAAAGAAGGAACAUACGAGAGUUCCAGAGCGUUAUGUUCGUCCUCACGAUGAGAAUGCUGUAUUAUAUAAUAACUCUAGUACUACUCCAUUACCACAGGUUCCAGUUAUUGACCUUAGCAAACUGUUGUCUAAAGAUCUCAAGGUAGCUGAGCUGGAGAGACUGCAUCUAGCGUGCAAAGAAUGGGGUUUCUUUCAGUUGAUUAAUCAUGGAGUCAACACUUCAUUGGUGGAAAACGUGAAGAAAGAUGUUCAAGAAUUCUUUAAUCUUCCACUAGAACAGAAGAAGAAGUUUGAGCAGAAGCAAGGAGAUUCUGAAGGGUAUGGUCAACUCUUUGUUGUGUCUGAAGAUCAGAAACUUGACUGGGGAGAUGUGUUUUACAUGGUAACUUUGCCACAAGAAAAGAGGAAGCCUCACUUAUUUCCAAAAUUACCCUCAACAUUCAGGGACGAUCUAGAAACCUAUUGUGUAGAAAUGAAAAAACUUGCUAUUAAGAUCCUUGAGUUAAUGGCAAAUGCCCUCACAAUAGAGACUGCAGAAAUGACAGAACACAUUGCUUCAGGGACUCAACUAAUGAGAUUUAAUUAUUAUCCUCCAUGUAUUCAACCUGAGCUUGUGAUGGGACUCAAUCAUCAUUCUGAUGCUGGUGGCCUCACCAUCCUUCUCCAAGCCAAUGAUGUUGAAGGUCUUCAAGUGAAAAAAGAUGGAAUGUGGAUUCCCAUUAAACCCCUCUCGAAUGCUUUCAUCGUUAACAUUGGAGACAUAUUAGAGAUAAUAACAAAUGGAAUUUAUCGAAGCAUUGAACACCGAGCAACGGUUAACUCGGAGAAGGAAAGGCUUUCUAUUGCCACAUUUCACAGCCCUAGUAUGGAAUCAACUUUUGGUCCAGCACCAAGCCUUAUUACACCAACAGCACCAGCAAUGUUCAAACCAAUCACAUAUGAAGAAUACUUAAAAAGGUUCUUGGCACGAGAACUUCGUGGGAAAUCUUUCAUUGACACCUUGAGAAUUGAAAAUGAAAAUGAAAAAAGUUAAGAUAAAAUGAUGGAGAAAAUAGAAAAGUUAAAUAAGGCACUGAAGCUUCUGUGUCUGAUUCUAUGUUCAUCAAACAUGCAUGAAGUUGUGUUCUCGUAUCCCCCUCCCCUGUUCUGUUAUCUUUGCUCUGUUUUUGCUGAUUUUAGCCCUUGGUCUGUAUAGUGUACGCUUAUUUGGCACUUCUUGUGCUCAAUAUAAAUUUGGCUUACUUAAAACAAUGUUCAACUAUGUUCUAUAGGAAUAAAUAGACGAAUAAUUAAUGGUUCACACCUCAAAAUGAGGUGGAGGAGGAGAGAGACACGAAGAAAAUGAGAAAGAAAUUAUAAGAUGUGAUAGAAAUAAAAAUAUGUGGAAAUGAAGUGUAUAAAAAAUGAGUUAUGAAUAU